This is a messenger RNA of Scophthalmus maximus (turbot), 745 nucleotides long. Its product is annotated as guanine nucleotide-binding protein G(I)/G(S)/G(O) subunit gamma-5-like. The coding region runs from base 39 to 257 and encodes 72 amino acids. Lineage: Eukaryota; Metazoa; Chordata; Actinopteri; Pleuronectiformes; Scophthalmidae. Gene Ontology annotation, molecular function: G-protein beta-subunit binding. The transcript has 3 exons. Gene Ontology annotation, biological process: G protein-coupled receptor signaling pathway. The record is from RefSeq and is a predicted model, not a curated record. Gene Ontology annotation, cellular component: heterotrimeric G-protein complex.
ACGCCUCGGCCACUUUUCCCUGUUGUCUUGGCUCAGUCAUGUCAAACAGCAGCGCCGCCAACAGCAGUCUAGCCAUCGCCCAGAGGGCAGUGAAGCAGCUCCGUCUGGAGGCCAGUGUCCACAGGAUCAAGGUUUCUCAGGCUGCUGCAGAACUGAAGACCUUCUGUUUGCAAAAUGCCCACAAGGACCCUCUCCUCACUGGGGUGCCUUCCAGUGAUAACCCUUUCAGGCCUCCCAAGUCAUGUGUCCUGCUCUGAGAUCUGCUGAACAAUGACCAUGUUGUCUUUUGGAGCACAAGACACAGCCCUUGAAGCAAAAAAUAUAUUUCUUAUCUUUUAAGGACUGUGAAGGAGUGAAAAAAACCCACUCAAAAAGAUGCCUGAUCAUUUCGAUGUGGAUUCCUAUCAUGUGCCCCACCGCCUCUGAAGAUAAAGAAGUCAUGACCAUACAGACACUCACACAUGCACAAACACGCUAUGGAAUGAUGCUGAAACUUUCAGAUGAUGAAUGUAGUUAUGCAUAGUUCUUAAGCUGGUGUGAUGUAUGUGUUUGUGCAUCAAAUGCUUUGCUCUUUUCAGGGGUCUAUAUUAUGGAAUGCACAGUAUAGAAACAUGAUAUAAUGUUAGAAGUUGAUAUGUAACUGCUGAUCUUGCUCAGUGUGAACAAAUGGUCUAGUUCAUACAGUUCAAACAAUCUCUUUGUUGUGUGCAACUUUAAUAUCUACCAAUAAAAUUUACCAUGUGUU